CCUGUUUUACGUCAUUGGCAGCUAACAAGUCGUGAAGUCGUAUUUGACCUGCCGAAGCUAAAGCUCUGCUGUGAAACAUGGCAAAACUUAGCAAAGAGACCAAACAGCGUCUACAGCAGGUGUUCCAGUGCGGACAGUUUGUCAUCCGAUGGGGCUUUAUCCCCACGGUUCUCUACUUGGGUUUCAAACGAGGGGCGGAUCCAGGAAUGCCAGAACCCACAGUCUUGAGUUUGUUGUGGGGUUAAGGAGGACCUUCGCCUGACCAAUCACCUUCUCUCAACAUUACCCUACCAGCCGACCAGCAGUUACUAAGGAAACAAACACCAUUUCAUCCCCACAAACUGCAACUAAAGAGCCGGCACCCAUCUUACUGUCCAAGUAAACAUGUUGGCCAUCUCUCCACUCACCUAUAUGUGUAUGGAAUAUAUAUGAAUAUAUGUGUAUGGAAUAUAUAUGUGCUGUUAAGGUCCCUAUACGUCCCCAGUAAUGUAGCCUCAAUAUAUCCUGGACAAGUGAAGGCUGGCCAAUACAUCUAAUUUGGACUCUUGGAAUCACAUUGGAGUCAUUGGAGACUCCAGUGUAAUAGUGUACCAGGUUAUGCUUCUCUGGAGAAAUUGUUAUAUGCAAUGGAUUCAUGUAUGUCUGCAUAAAGUAUAGGGGAAUUCUUUAGUUUCUUUUUUAUAUAUAUAUACCUUCAGUGUAAGAAUUUGUUCAUUUUUUUUUCAAUUUCAAUCACUACUGCAACAAUUAAACUCCUGUUGAGCCUAGAAAAUACUUGUUCAGAAUAAACUAAUAGUGUAAACAAGCACA
Molecule: messenger RNA, 810 nt
Organism: Hypomesus transpacificus
Lineage: Eukaryota; Metazoa; Chordata; Actinopteri; Osmeriformes; Osmeridae
Gene: tomm7
Product: translocase of outer mitochondrial membrane 7 homolog (yeast)
Exons: 3
Coding region: 78-245 (55 amino acids)
Biological process (GO): protein import into mitochondrial matrix
Cellular component (GO): mitochondrial outer membrane translocase complex
Source: RefSeq, a predicted model, not a curated record